CCCCCGGCCCCCCCGCCCGCCGGCGCUGCCCAUGGGCCCGGCACGAUGCCGGUGCGGCGGGGGCACGUCGCCCCCCAGAACACCUUCCUGGACACCAUCAUCCGCAAGUUCGAGGGGCAGAGCCGCAAAUUCAUCAUCGGGAACGCGCGAGUGGAGAACUGCGCCGUGAUCUACUGCAACGAGGGCUUCUGCCGGCUCUGCGGGUACUCGCGGGCCGAGGUGAUGCAGCAGCCCAGCACCUGCGACUUCCUGCACGGGCCCCGCACGCAGCGCCGCGCCGCCGCCCAGAUCGCACAGGCGCUGCUGGGCGCCGAGGAGCGCAAGGUGGAGAUCUGCUUCUACCGCAAGGAUGGCAGCUCCUUCCCGUGCCUGGUGGACGUGGUGCCGGUGAAGAACGAGGAUGGCACCGUCAUCAUGUUCAUCCUCAACUUCGAGGCCGUGAGGGAACCUGAGCCCGGGGAGGCCCCGACCCCCAGCACCAACCACUGGGUGACCCCGGCCCCCUGGGGCCCUGCAGGACGCAGCCGGUCCUUGCGGCUGAAGCUGCUGGCGCUCACGGGCAGCCGCCAGUCGCUGCCGCCGACCCCGAGCCCCCGGACCCGGGACGUGGCCCCGCGAGCCGGGGAGCGUCCCGAGGACGAGGCGGCGCUGAUGGGGGACCCCGGCAGCCGCCGGUGCCGCACGUCCAGCCACCGGGUGGGCGCCUCAGCCACGGGGCCGAAGCGCCUGGCGGCUGGGCGCCGCCAACCACAGCCUGGCCGGCCGCUCCCCGGGGAGCCCGGCGCAGUGGCCGCCGUGCGCAGCGCUCUGCUCAACUCCACGUCGGACUCGGACCUGGCGCGGUUCCGGGCCAUCGGCCGCAUCCCCCAGAUCACCCUCAACUUCAUGGACCUGCAGCCGGGGGGGCUGCUGGCCCCGCCCCCGGCCCCCCGGCCCAUCAUCGCCCCCACCAAACUGCGCGACCGCACCCACAACGUCACCGAGAAGGUCACUCAGGUGCUGUCCCUGGGUGCCGAUGUGCUCCCCGAGUACAAGCUGCAGGCGCCGCGCAUCCACCGCUGGACCAUCCUGCACUACAGCCCCUUCAAGGCCGUGUGGGACUGGCUGAUCCUGCUGCUGGUCAUCUACACGGCCAUCUUCACGCCCUACUCGGCCGCCUUCCUGCUCAGCGACUCGGAGGAGGCGCAGCGCCACCACUGCGGCUACUCCUGCAGCCCGCUCAACGUGGUGGACCUCAUCGUGGACAUCAUGUUCAUCAUCGACAUCCUCAUCAACUUCCGCACCACCUACGUCAACUCCAACGAGGAGGUGGUCAGCCACCCCGCCAAGAUCGCCAUCCACUACUUCAAGGGCUGGUUCCUCAUCGACAUGGUGGCCGCCAUCCCCUUCGACCUGCUCAUCUUCGGCUCCGGCUCCGAGGAGACCACGACGCUGAUCGGGCUGCUGAAGACGGCGCGGCUGCUGCGGCUGGUGCGGGUGGCGCGGAAGCUGGACCGCUACUCGGAGUACGGAGCAGCCGUGCUGUUCCUGCUCAUGUGCACCUUCGCCCUGAUCGCGCACUGGCUGGCCUGCAUCUGGUACGCCAUCGGCAACGUGGAGGGGCAGCGCACGGGCUGGCUGCACGCGCUGGGACAGCAGAUCGGCAAGCCCCUGAACGGCAGCUUCGGGCCCUCCAUCAAGGACAAGUACGUCACGGCGCUCUACUUCACCUUCAGCAGCCUCACCAGCGUGGGCUUCGGCAACGUGUCCCCCAACACCAACUCCGAGAAGAUCUUCUCCAUCUGCGUCAUGCUGAUCGGAUCGCUGAUGUACGCCAGCAUCUUCGGGAACGUGUCGGCCAUCAUCCAGCGGCUGUACUCGGGCACGGCGCGCUACCACACGCAGAUGCUGCGCGUGCGCGAGUUCAUCCGCUUCCACCAGAUCCCCAACCCGCUGCGCCAGCGCCUCGAGGAGUACUUCCAGCACGCCUGGUCCUACACCAACGGCAUCGACAUGAACGCGGUGCUGAAGGGGUUCCCCGAGUGCCUGCAGGCCGACAUCUGCCUGCACCUGAACCGCAGCCUGCUGCAGAACUGCGCGCCGUUCCGCGGCGCCACCAAGGGCUGCCUGCGGGCGCUCGCCAUGAAGUUCAAGACCACGCACGCCCCGCCCGGGGACACGCUGGUGCACGCCGGGGACGUGCUCACCGCGCUCUACUUCAUCUCCCGCGGCUCCAUCGAGAUCCUGCGCGGCGACGUCGUGGUCGCCAUCCUGGGUAAGAACGACACCUUCGGGGAGCCGCUGCACCUGCACGCCCGGCCCGGGAAGUCGCGGGCGGACGUGCGGGCGCUCACCUACUGCGACCUGCACAAGAUCCUGCGCGAGGACCUGCUCGAGGUGCUCGACAUGUACCCCGAGUUCUCCGACCGCUUCUGGGGCACCCUCGAGAUCACCUUCAACCUGCGCGACACCAACAUGAUCCCCGGCUCCCCGGGCAGCGACGAGCUGGACGGAGGCUUCUCCCGGCUGCGGCGCCGCAAGCUCUCCUUCCGCCGGCGCCCCGAGAAAGACGCCGCCAGCCCCGGCGAGUCCCGGGCGCUGCGGGGGGACGGCGGGGGGGGCCAAGCGCCCGGAGCGCCCCGGGGCCCGGCCGAGUGGGACCCCCCCAGCCCCUCCAGCUGCGGCUCCAGUGACGAGGAGGAGCCCCCCGCGCCCCCUCCGGGCGCCACCGCGCUGUCCCCGUUCCGCAGCGCCCCCCCGGCGCCCCCCGAGCCCGAGGAGCGGGGCGGCAGCGACAUGUGCAACCCGCUCUCAGGCGCCUUCUCGGGGGUCUCCAACAUCUUCAGUUUUUGGGGUGACACCCGGGGCCGCCAGUACCAGGAGCUGCCCCGCUGUUCCCACGGGCCCCCCCCAAACCCCCCCCCGACCCUGACCCGCCGCCAGCGCUCCGACCUGGAAUCCCGCUUGGAUCUGCUCCAGAAACAGCUCAACAGGCUGGAGUCCCGGCUGAGCUCGGACAUCUCCUCCAUCGUGCACCUGCUGCAGCGCCAGGUGCUGGUGCCGCCCGCCUACAGCGCCGUGACCUCCCCGCACCAGCCCCCCCCGGGGCCGCUGCCCCCCACCCUGCCCAUCACCCCCAUCCGCCCGCUCGCUCAGGUCCCGCGCCCCCCGCGCGCCCCGGACCCCCCGGACGUGGUGCUGCUGCUGGAGCCGCCCCCCCCGCGGCGCCGCUCCCUGCCCGGGGCGCUGCCCCCGCCCGCGGGGACCCCCCCGGGGACCCCCCCGCUGCAGAGACACUGCUCCGACCCUGGCAGCUAA
This is a messenger RNA of Camarhynchus parvulus, 3297 nucleotides long. RefSeq names its product potassium voltage-gated channel subfamily H member 2 (gene KCNH2). The transcript is spliced from 16 exons. Lineage: Eukaryota; Metazoa; Chordata; Aves; Passeriformes; Thraupidae. Gene Ontology annotation, cellular component: membrane. The coding region runs from base 46 to 3297 and encodes 1083 amino acids. The record is from RefSeq and is a predicted model, not a curated record. Gene Ontology annotation, molecular function: inward rectifier potassium channel activity. Gene Ontology annotation, biological process: regulation of ventricular cardiac muscle cell membrane repolarization; potassium ion transmembrane transport; regulation of heart rate by cardiac conduction.